AUGCCGGCCACACGCUCCGCACAGCCUGGACCAGGCGCCGAAGGCAAUGCCAAUGAAGACGCCCGUGCCCCGACUGGUCCAGCUGCGAAGCGAAGAAAGACACGUAAAGGAACGAAUAGUUGCUGGGCAUGCAAGCGACGGAAGGAGAAGUGUAUCUUUGACCGCAGUCAGUCCGAAACCGGUGCACAGGCGACCGUUUGUCUGGCUUGUCAACGUCGUGGUACACCCUGUGUGAGCCAAGAAUUCCCGGAUGACUCCACAGAACCUCCAGCUAGGACCGUUCAAGUUGCAGACAGCGCGAUAUGGAUCGAGGCGCUCGUGGAGCAACUGGUCAAGAGAUUCGCUAGCAAUCAGUCUUCUACUGGCCCUACUGGGAGCAAUUCCGAAAAUAUUGCGGCUCGAGACUGUGGAAUCCCCACGCCGGCAACUGUUGAUCUUGAAUCUGGACAGAAUCCGCCUUCCAGUAGUAUUUUAAAGUCUCCUGCCUCUGCGGGGAUCACCGAUGCCUCGACACCUCUAUCAGGUCACCAAGAACAACCCUCUGCCGCAGUUGGUACUUAUACCCGCGACUCGAGAUCCCUUCGACUUCGAAUAUCCGAUCAUGUGUCUCCGGGUUCUGCCAAGUUGGCAAGGCUGUCAAGGGCGUUAUACAAUGCGUUACCUAGCAUUCAAGACAGUGACAUCCUCUGCAGAACUGGCUAUCGCAGUUCUCAGAUGUUUACUGAAAUCCUGACCAUCCCAUACAAAAGUCUUGGCCAAAGCGGCUUGGGAUCGCGAGUGAACAACCUUGUCAGGCCUGGACCUCAAACGCAUCCCGUCUUAUUAGCCAGGCACAUGUUACAGCUCAUGCAUAUUCUACAGCAAUUUCAUCCGAGUUAUGAGGCACUACAAGCAUUGUCUGAGCCACCAGAUCAGAUCCUAGAGCGAUUGACAGAAACCGCCAUUACUCAAGUGUCUACCCAGGACCGAUUCCUUGGCAAUAUCGAAGGCCUGGAAUGCGUCCUGCUGGAGAGUAUGUACCACGCCAACGGUGGCAGCCUCCGACUAAGCUGGGCUGCAAACAGGAGAGCUUUGCAUCUGGCACAGCUGAUGGGAUUCCAUCAAGAUGGCGGCCGGCUCCGUUACCAUAUGUUAGAUCCCACAUCAAAGGCCGAUCCGCGGUCCAUGUGGUUUCACAUUAUCCAGUACGAUUGCUCCUUGUCUCUCUUGCUAGGGCUGCCCCGAGGAUUUCAGGACUGUAAUGUCGCCACUGAGGCUUUGCUCACAGGUGAUAUUGCCCUGGGCCGACUCGAACGGAUACAUUGUGCCAUUGUCACUCAAAUACUGGAUCGUAACAGCUCCAAGCGUCCAGACUUCUCCACCACCCAACAGCUUGAUAGAGAGCUCCAGAAAGAAGCUAGACGUCUACCUAGUAGGUGGUGGCUCCCGCCACGCCUUUCUAACAAGGGGAAAGACGACGAAAGCCUUUUCUGGGACUUGAAGCGACUCAUUGUUCAAAUAUCCCACUAUAACAUACUCAACAGACUACACCUACCGUACAUGCUUCGCGCAUCCAAGGAUCCAAGUUACCAAUACUCCCAGAUUGCCUGCGUGAACGCCUCACGAGAGAUACUCUCACGAACCCUUGUAUUGCAUGAGUUUAAUCGUGUCGCCUUCUGUUGUCGAACGCCAGAUUUCAUGGCACUCAUGGCUGCUAUGACGCUCGUCCUGGCGCAUCUAGACAGUCAUCGACACGCAAGCAGUCUCCUGGUUCAUCAAUACCUUAGCGACCGCGCCAUGAUGGAACAAAUGCAGCAGAGCAUGGAAGAGUAUAGCCGCAUAAACGGGGAUGCUCUUAGUACUGAGAGUGCAGAUCUGUUACGCCGCUUACUUGCCAUUGAAGCUGAAGUUGCCGAUGGUCAUACAGCAAAUACCGAGCGUGUCACUGUCCAGCCACAAGGUGAGGGAGCUCCCGACCACAAUGAGAGUGACGAAGGAGAUGGAGUUGUUCAUGUCCACAUUCCCUACUUUGGUAUCGUCAAGAUUGCCCGCGAGGGAACAAUAUCUAAAGAGACCCUCGGAUCCGCACGAAAGCCGGUAGAAGCACAAUGUGUUCAGGGUCAACAUCCAGAAGUGUCGGAUAGCAGGAACUCGACAGAUUCACGGCAGGCAAUUGCAGAAACUCUUCUGCACUCGCCGCAGUUUGUUUCCGCUGGCCAGACAACAGACUCGAAUGACAUGUGCAGCAGACCAGAUCUGUCGGCCCUAGCGCAGUCUCAGUCGCUAAGCCAUGUCAUGGCCAUCACCGAGGAGACCGAUCCAAGCUCGGCAUACUCGCAGCCACAAGAUAGCUUCUAUGAUCCAUAUAUGCCAGGAUUCACUGCUGGGAUUGAUGAUUGGACGUUUCAGGGGGUCGAUUUGGCAUUUUUCGAGACUCUGGCUAGUGGCGAUGUCAACAGUGAAUUUUAUCACAUGAAUGAGCUGGCAUGGCAAAGUGAUGGGGGCUGA
Molecule: messenger RNA, 2487 nt
Organism: Pestalotiopsis fici W106-1
Lineage: Eukaryota; Fungi; Ascomycota; Sordariomycetes; Amphisphaeriales; Sporocadaceae
Exons: 1
Coding region: 1-2487 (828 amino acids)
Biological process (GO): DNA-templated transcription; regulation of DNA-templated transcription
Molecular function (GO): DNA binding; DNA-binding transcription factor activity, RNA polymerase II-specific; zinc ion binding
Source: RefSeq, a predicted model, not a curated record